UGUUGGAGCAGGUCACCUCUUGGACCUGGACUUGAAUUCUCUCAUUCUCUCUCAGCGGUGGUCAGUGCCUCAGCCUUCAGGGAUGGCUUCAGAAGAAGUGUGCAUUGCCAAGAAUGCUGUACCCAAGGCCCAAAGUGUCCGCAGCCCCCAGCAGCCCCAGGAGACCAAGGAACCCAAGGAUAUCCCCCCGGAGGCUGUGAAAGAGAACAUGGAUGCCAAGGAUGGGCUGGUGGAGCUGGCCCAACCAGCCAUGGGGGAGCCAGGUGGAGAAAGGGAAGAGGACGGAAUGGAGGCACAGCAGGAAGAGAAUUGGCUCUUCCUGGACCCAGAUAUACUGAGUUACAUUGACAUGCUGUUGUCCCAGGACGACUUGGUCAACAGGGUGGAGGAGGUCAUUCAAUCCCGAUUCGUGGCACAAUUACUUUCCUCAGAUUCGCAGUUGGAUCUCUCGGCUCUAACUAACGAGUUGUUGGAGCUGGAAGAAGGACUCGCUCUUAUCUGGCUGUUAGAGAAGCUGCACCUGUACGAGGAGGAGGAGGAAGAGGAGGAGGAUGAGCAGGCACCCCAGAGUGAUGGUGCACUCCAAUGUGACCCAAGUCCUUCUGAGUCUGUGGCCAGCCAAGAUGCCCAGAGAGAUGACCACGGCCCCCAGCUGGAGGUCAAUGGCAAAGCCUGCCCACCGGAGACUGACAUCAAGGAUGAUCAAAGGCCUGGUCAUGCAGAUGUCCACCUGUCCAGUCUCCAAGCCUUUGCUGCCCCUUCAGGAUGUCUGGAGUGCCCACCCCUCGGGGCUAUAUGCCCUCCCUCUUCUCCCCAGAGUCCCAGGCGCACUGAUUCUGACCUGGGACCCAGGGAUGCCACCAUUCCCAGGGAGGUCUCUCCUGUCAGGGGGAACGGCGGGCCAGUGGACAGGUCCAGUGAGAAGGAGGGGGACCUCCCCUCCCUGGCCUCUCCUAAGAGCCUGUCACCCAGUGCUCGCUCUCUGAGUCCUGACCCUGCCUCGGGCCUUGCCUGCCCUGAAGGUCAAGGGCCCCGGAAAGCUGCUCGGUCCCAGGCUCCAAAGAGAAAGAGUGAGCAGUCUGUCGCGGGGAGGGGGAGGAAGAGGAAGAGGUACUGCAGCCAGCGUGGAGCAGUGGGGGGCCCCUCCUGCCCUCAGUCAGGCGACCCAAACUAAAUGGGACCUGGCUGUGCCCCAGAGGAGCCCAGGGCUCCUUCUCAUUUCAGAGCUGAUCCUGGCUGUUCUAGGGAUUUGGGA
Molecule: messenger RNA, 1255 nt
Organism: Myotis lucifugus (little brown bat)
Lineage: Eukaryota; Metazoa; Chordata; Mammalia; Chiroptera; Vespertilionidae
Product: NUT family member 2D-like
Exons: 4
Coding region: 83-1174 (363 amino acids)
Source: RefSeq, a predicted model, not a curated record